Molecule: messenger RNA, 1281 nt
Organism: Diaporthe citri
Lineage: Eukaryota; Fungi; Ascomycota; Sordariomycetes; Diaporthales; Diaporthaceae
Exons: 2
Coding region: 1-1281 (426 amino acids)
Biological process (GO): proteolysis
Cellular component (GO): fungal-type vacuole
Molecular function (GO): aspartic-type endopeptidase activity
Source: RefSeq, a predicted model, not a curated record
AUGAAGAUCACUAUGCUCCUGUCCGCGGCUGUGCUCAUUGCGGCACCGGCUUUGGCCAGAGUAGCGGUGAGACCCAGCAGCAGCCAGUUAUUCCGCAAGGAACAAGGAGGCGGUGUCGUCAACGUUCCCUUGACGGACCACACCAGAAGCGAUGGGAAGACCGACCUGCAGUGGUUUGCGAAAGUCUCGGUGGGCACGCCUCCUCAGGAAUUCAAUGUGUUGAUUGAUACCGGCGCUAGGACGCUCCUCCUCCCCGCGAGCAACUGCACCACCUGCGGCCAGCAGACGCUGUUCGAUUUUUCCAAGUCCUCGACGUUCUCCUGGACAUCAACGCCAUUUAAUGAAGUCUCGUUCGGAACGGACGGAAACACCAUUCCUGUCUCGGCCCCCGUGUUUGCCAGCUGUACUAAUGUGAGCGACGCUGUCGGCAUCCAGGACUUGACGGCAAGCAAAUACCAGUUCCUCCUGUGCGACCAGCAAGACGCUGCUUUCAGUUCCCAGGGCGAGAUCGACGGGGUCCUGGGCUUUCCCGUCGAGGCCAGUGAAGAGAAGGGGCUCGAGUGGGCGCUGUACGAGGCCGGACUACUUGCCAACCCCCUCUUCGGAAUAUACACUCCAUCCGGACAGCUCACCGGUGGCCAGCUGACCCUUGGAGGUCUCGAUGACAGCAAGUACGACGGGACCCUGACAUAUGUCGACCUGGAUCAUGAACUGUCGCUCUUCAAGCAAAAUUGGGUGAUGGACAUACAGACCGUCUACAUCAACGGCGAGCAGCUCCAGACCACUACCGACACGAGCACCACCAAGACCGGGUACCCACAAGCACUCAGUAUCCUGGACACAGGCACUGCGCAUGUGCAGGCUCCCACAUACGAGGUCGCGAGAGACAUCUAUGCCACCAUCUCGCCCAAGAUCUACCAGAUAGAUCCUGUCGGCGCCUGGGGAGCUCCAUGUUCCGACAUGGAGGCCAUCACUUCUGAUGUCACCUUCCUCUUCGGCUAUGAUGGAGCAAGCCAGGCCAACGUCACUAUCCCGUCCAAGUCCCUCAACCUUGGUCCGUAUCCUGGGAGAGAUGGCCUUUGCCAGGCUGCAAUCACCAACUGGAGAUAUGGGCAGGUAAACGACGACGGAAGGGGUGUCUGGGUUAUCGGAUCGCCGCUCCUGAAGCAGUACUACACUGCUUGGAAUGGCCGGGACUUGCAGGUGGGAUUCGCCCCCCUCAAAGCGCCACCUGUCAGUGAAGUGCCACACAACUGCAACAGGAGAAGGAACACUGGUUGA